CCGGCUGUAGUGAGCCAUUCUGAAACCCCAACGCUCUCCAUCUGUGAUGCGAACCCGUUAGGUCCGUUAACAGCGGGUGUACUUGUGAGAAUUAAGCUUAUUGUUUACGUUAAGGUUUCACAUGCAACGUCUAAACAGGAGUUCUAUUUGCAAGACAUUCUUCAGCGGAAUCAUGAGUGUCAGGCUAGUGGAUUUAAGGCUGUUGUUUCCAACCAUGGUUGUGAUAGGCGUGAAUAUUAUUAUGCUGAAACUUCCCCAAAUUAAAUUUUUUCAGUGGCAUGAAUAUAGCUCCAAGGAGAGCGAAUCUUUGUGGAUCCAGCUGAUUGUGACCUUUUCCAGAUUUUCCAUCAUAAUCACUACUUUUCCAUUCGCUGUGUUGAACUUCGCCGGCCUUGUAACUUUGUGUUUCUUCCCCACACGACAUACCAAGCCUAAGUAUUCACCUCUUCUGGCCCCGUUCAUAUGCUUCCGCGUUGUCACGCGGGGACUUUUUCCUGAACUUGUUCAGCAAAAUGUUGAAAAGAACAGAGAGACUUGCUUAAAAAGUGGAUUAGCGAAGUUUAUGUUUGAAGUCGUUACUGACAGGCCAAUAUACCUCCUUGAGAAUAAAUUCACACUUGAACAGGUAGUCCCGCCCUACUACCAGACUCCAAAUAAUAGCUUGUUCAAGGCGCGAGCGCUUCACUAUUGCAACGAGCAAGAAAUAAACCAACUGGGUCCCAACGACUGGAUAGUUCACCUGGACGAAGAAACUGUCCUUACAGAGGACUCCGUAAUAGGUAUCUUAAACUUUGUGUCAAGCGGUGACGCCGACUUUGGACAAGGGGCGAUAACCUACGCUAGCGGUCAUAUGGUCAACUGGGUGACGACAUUGAUUGACGGCUUCAGAGUAGGUAUCGAUUACUGUUAUCUGCGAUUCUCCCUGAAUGUAUUACGGCGCCCUAUUUUCAGCUGGAAAGGGUCCUACAUGGUGGCCAGAGCAGGAGCAGAGCAUGAUGUUUCCUUCGAUAACGGUGUGGAAGGUUCAAUCGCCGAAGACUGUUUCUUCGGUGCCGUUGCUUGUUCAAAGGGAUACCGGUUCGGUUUUAUCGAAGGUGAAAUGUUGGAAGAAAGCACUUACACUUUCGCCGAUUUCAUCCGCCAGAGAAAACGAUGGAACAAAGGAAUUUACCUGACAGCGCGCAGCCCAAAUAUCCCCAUUCGCCAUAAAAUAGGAAUAUUGUUGAUGUCUUUUGCAGCCCUUUUCCUCCCAUUCAUAACGUUCGGAGUUGUCUUGAACACGUCCUCAAAUGUGCCCAGUCUACAGAUCACGGAGCUAAUACUGAGGUUUGUACGUGUUUUCUAUAUUUACCUCUUUGUUUUUGGGAAUUACAAUAACUUGAGUAGAAGCAGAUUUCACCUUGUGCACAGGGUGUGUAUUUCUAUCCUGUCUAUACUGGUUAUACCGGUCUGUGCUGUGUUGGAGUGCAUUGCGUCUCUCUGUAAUACACUGACGUUAAAUGAUAUAGACUUCUACAUCGUCCAGAAGAGCCCUAAGCUUUGUUUGAAGGACAGUGGAGCAUUUGUUUGAGUAUACGUAAAUUAGGAAAUGUGACAGACACUGAUAUAUUUAAUAUUGACUUAUUCAAGGAAAACACAGCCCUGACUUUUCGCCAAGCAGAAUUGUAACCGUGUUAUUUUUUUGUCCUCAAACAGUUUUGUAACUGUAACUGUCUGAGAAUGACGUUGUGCCUUUAACGAAUUGUCAUCGCCAGCCUACACAUACACGGUGCAAAAAGUUACCCUAUUCUAACGAUGAGACUAACGAUGUGAAGGCGGAAUUUAUAUCAGUAUAGUAGAGUAUUUCACAUUAUUUACUACAGCUGCAAGAUUAAAGUGAGAUGGGGUAUCAUGCUUGCAAUGGGCACCCUGUAUCUCGUGUCGGUAUAAGUCUGCUUACAAGAUGACGUGAACGAUAUGAUCACCGAUGUAAGUGUUCUAAUCAGACAAUACUGGGUUAUCCAGGCCGACAACUCUAAAGUAUAUAUGUUUUAUAUCUUAUAUUAUAUUUUUAUCAUUACUGGUAUUUAUAAACAUUCCAAACUCAUGGAAUACAAUCAUUUUCUAUUGUGGUCUAUGUGUGGCUAAAUAAUAAACUAUAUGAUGUGUUAUUAACAAUAUCGCGAGUCAAAUAAAUAUAUUUCCUGUGUGUCCU
Liolophura sinensis is the source of this 2194-nucleotide messenger RNA. Its product is annotated as beta-1,4-mannosyltransferase egh-like. Gene Ontology annotation, molecular function: beta-1,4-mannosyltransferase activity. The transcript has 2 exons. Bases 122 to 1570 code for a protein of 482 amino acids. Lineage: Eukaryota; Metazoa; Mollusca; Polyplacophora; Chitonida; Chitonidae. The record is from RefSeq and is a predicted model, not a curated record. Gene Ontology annotation, cellular component: cytoplasm.